GGCACAGCGAGAAAAUAAACGAAACCGAAGGGCUUCUCUACUCCUCAAUUCUUGUUCCCGCUGUGCGGAUUCUUUCCCUCUUCCGAGAUUUCCCUCUCUUUCUCUCUUCUUGUUUUCUCGCGAAACAAACAGCUGCCUAACUCUAAUUUAUUCAGUAUUACUAAGUCUGGUGUAUUUUCAGGGUUGAUUUGGAGGUGGAGGUCAAAAUCUUGAGUCGAUGGAAAUUUUCUAAGGGUCUUUACAGGCUAUGCAUUUUUCUUGGGUAUGUUAGCAUAUCAACUAAGAAUGAGGCACUAAAGUAGCAUUUUGCAUCUUAUGAACUUAAUUGCGGUGAGUUGAGUCUGGUUCUUUGGAUUCUGGAUCAGAGAUGGACUGCAAUAAAGAAGAGGCUGUCAGGGCCAAGGGGCUUGCUGAAAAGAAGAUGCAAAACAAGGAUUUUGUGGGGGCUCGGAAGAUUGCAAUUAAAGCCCAACAACUCUAUCCUGAUCUGGAAAAUAUUUCCCAGAUGCUCACUGUGUGUGAUGUACACUGCUCUGCGGAACACAAAUUGAUUGGGAAUGAGAUUGACUGGUAUGGUGUCCUUCAAAUUGAGCAAACGGCAGAUGAGGCAUCAAUCAAGAAGCAAUACCGGAAGCUUGCUCUCCUACUUCACCCAGACAAAAACAAGUUUUCUGGUGCUGAAGCUGCCUUUAAGCUGAUUGGGGAAGCACAAAGAGUUCUUUUGGACCGGGAAAAACGGUCCUUGCAUGACAUGAGACGUAAAGCUUGCAUGAAACCUAAAGCAGCACAUCAGACCCAACCGCGUGCAAAUAAGAAUGUGAAUUUUGGAAGACAAUCUGGGGUUCAAAACAGUUCUAUGAACAAUGCUGCUACAACAUAUGCAGGUGUGAAUGCCCAACACCAGCGGCCACAACAGCAGGCUUCAUCAGGUUCUUCCAAUGGCCGCCUGACAUUCUGGACUGUAUGUCCUUUCUGUGCUGUAAGAUACCAGUAUUAUAGAGAAAUCGUCAACCGAUCAUUGCGUUGUCAAAGCUGUGGCAAGACCUUCAUUGCCUAUGACAUGAAUACUCAAAGUACAGCACAAGGAACCAGUUGGAGUCAGCCUGCAUUCCCCCAACAGAAGCCAGUCCCUAAUCAGGAUGCUCAUAAAGUGGGUCCACAGAGUACUUUUCAGAAACCUGCUUCCAAUGUGGGAUUUCAAGGAAAAUUUGGUGGUGAGAAGUCAAGAAUGGAGUCAUUCUCAAAGACUGGAUGCACUUCUGAGAUUGGUGGUGGGUCUAAAACCAAUGAGAAAUAUGUGAAUGUGGAUAUGAAGGUUGAUAAAGGAGGGGGAUCUAACGAAGCUAAAUCCCCAGGAAAGGUGAACGGUAAGAAAAGAAAGAAGCAGGAAGUGGAAUCCAGUGAAAGUUGCGACACUGGAAGCAGCUCUGACACUGAAGAAUUAGUUAUGGAAGAGGAUGAUGAUCUCCCAGCUAAACAGAAUUAUGGACGUUAUGCAGAGCAGUACCCCCGGCGAUCUAAUCGGCAUAAACAACAUGUUUCCUACAGUGAAAAUGUAAGUGAUGAUGACAACUUAAUGAGUCCUCGAAAAAGAGCAAAAGGGAACGGAUCAUCCUCUGCCAAUGAAGAGAAGAGCGAGGAUGUAUCAUUGAAAGAAAACAUAUGCAAAAUCAAUAAGCAGGCUGGUGCAGCUGCUGAUGUAGAAGAAGAUAAGAAGGACUCGGGGCAAAAAGGAACUGGCUCUUUUGAUGAGAGCUUGCCUAAUGGAACCAAAGAGACUAAGAAAGACAAUGGAAAGGAAACAGUGACGGAUGAUGCAUGUAAGAGAAGUCCUGAAGCUGAUAAUGAUUUUCCUUCAAGUUCAACCCCCAAAGCUGCAAAAGAUCCAGAGUUCUAUGAAUACCCCGAUCCAGAUUUUAAUGACUUUGACAAGGAUAGGAAAGAAGAAUGUUUUACAGUUGGGCAGACAUGGGCUGUCUAUGAUACUGUGGAUGCAAUGCCGAGAUUCUAUGCUCAGAUCAGGAAAGUUUUCUCUACUGGGUUCAAGCUGCGGAUAACCUGGUUGGAGCCUGACCCUAGUGAUGAGGCUGAAAUUGAAUGGGUUAGUGAAGAUUUGCCAUAUUCUUGUGGUAAUUUCAAACGUGGGAAGUCCGAAAACACUGGAGAUCGUCUUAUGUUCUCUCAUUUAGUUUCUUGGGAAAAGGACCGCAGUAGAGAUGCUUACAAGAUACAUCCAAGAAAAGGAGAGACCUGGGCCCUUUUUAAGAACUGGGAUAUAAAAUGGAGCUCAGACCCAGAGAGUCAUAGGAAGUAUGAGUUUGAAUAUGUGGAAGUCUUGUCAGAAUAUGAUGAGAAUGUUGGAAUAUCAGUUGUGUACUUGAGUAAGUUAAAAGGUUUUGCCUGUCUUUUUUGUCGAAUACUGAAGCAAGGAAUUGAUUCAAUCUUGAUCCCACCAAGUGAACUACUUAGGUUCUCCCACAGGAUUCCUUCUUUUAAACUGACUGGUGAGGAAAGGCAAGAUGUUCCAAGAGGGUCUCUUGAACUUGACCCUGCGUCUCUGCCUGCCAACGUUGAAGAAAUUCCUGUUCCUGAAGAAGAUUUGAAGAUGGAGGCUAGUAAUGCAAAUUCUAAUGGUUCUGUUUCUAAGUCUACAGAAGAGAAUGUGAAGCCCAUGACAGGGUCAGAAGGAGGUUCAUCUAUGUUUCAGGUUGAUAAUGAGACCCAUUUAGACCCGGAGAAUGGCAAUCCUGAUGAUAUUCUCAAAGACCAUAGUAGUGAUCCAGCUUCUGUAGUAGCUUCAACUCCAGAAGCUUAUGAAAUUCCUGAGCCAGACUUCUGCAACUUUGAUGCUGAGAAAUCCCCAGAAAAGUUUCAAGUUGGUCAGAUUUGGGCCUUGUACAGUGAUGAGGAUGGUUUGCCAAAGUACUAUUGUCAGAUUAAGAAAAUUGAUUCUGAUCCAGAUUUCAAAUUGCACGUAACUUGGCUUGAAGCCUGCUCACCUCCAAAUGACAUGAUUCAGUGGCUUGACAAAAAGAUGUUGACCACGUGUGGGAGAUUUAAGAUUAAGAAGGGUAAGCCCCAGACCUAUACUAGUGCUGCUUCCUUUUCUCAUCAGUUAAGAGCAGAACUUACUGACAAGAAGAAUGAAUAUGCCAUCUUUCCUAGGAAAGGUGAGGUUUGGGCAUUGUACAAGAACUGGAAUGCUGAAAUGACAUGUUCUGACUUGGAGAACUGUGAAUAUGACAUAGUUGAAGUUCUAGAUGAAAAUGAUUUGUGGAUUGAAGUUUUGCUUUUAGAGCGAGUGGAGGGUUACAAUGCAGUUUUCAAGUCUCAAGUAGAAGGAAGAUUACCUUUCAGUAUGAAGAUUCCUCGGGUUGAAUUGCUUAGGUUCUCUCAUCAAAUUCCUGCUUUCCAUCUGACGGAAGAGAGAGAUGGUGCCUUGAAAGGAAACUUAGAGCUUGAUCCUGCAUCAUUGCCAAUUCUUUUAUUUUGUUCAAACUGAAGUGGCAAAAUGAGAAGUCUUCUCCCAUACGAUAAUCCUCCACAUUCAUUCCAAAGGAGUAUGCCUAGAAUGUCUGAAAAUGUUUGACGUAUUUUGGGAAAAGAUGCUCAAGUGUCAGCAAUAUGUCUGGGUAGCUGAGCCAAGUGAGGUUUGAAUCAGUGCUGCAUCAACUAUGUUUCUUGAAGUUGCUCUUGGGAAUGUGCAUGAAUGGAGUACUGCACGUAGGUUCUUCCAGAAGGGGUUUUGCUCUGGGGUUUGGCAUCAUCGGGACAUAAAAGUGGCUGUGCUGGUUUUUUGUUGCAUUCUUUUUUCCUUUCCGAGUUAGCUAUGCAGUUUUAGCCGCUCGGGCUACACAUUGCUAGUGGGGCUGGUGGUAUUAGCCAACAAAUGAUUAGGCAAAUUCCCCCUUUUUCUCCCAGUAUUGAAUUUCAGAUUAUCUGGAGAUACACUGUUUAUUAGCUUCCUCAUUUUGAUGUAAGGAAUAUCAUAUCGGCAAGCCGCAUGUUUUAUGUUGCAGUUUAAGUUGAUGUUAGGUUCAUUCCUUUGCAGAA
This is a messenger RNA of Vitis vinifera (wine grape), 4053 nucleotides long. RefSeq lists its product as uncharacterized. Bases 368 to 3502 code for a protein of 1044 amino acids. The record is from RefSeq and is a predicted model, not a curated record. The transcript is spliced from 2 exons. NCBI's taxonomy places the organism in Eukaryota, Viridiplantae, Streptophyta, Magnoliopsida, Vitales, Vitaceae.